Messenger RNA from Ixodes scapularis (black-legged tick), 1401 nucleotides. Its product is annotated as glutathione hydrolase-like YwrD proenzyme. The transcript has 8 exons. Lineage: Eukaryota; Metazoa; Arthropoda; Arachnida; Ixodida; Ixodidae. The record is from RefSeq and is a predicted model, not a curated record. The coding region runs from base 1 to 1401 and encodes 466 amino acids.
AUGCGUGACGGUAGAAUGAUGCCCGACUCCAAGGGCCUCCUGGCUACUGUUCCGGGAGCUGUCAGAGCCUGGUUUGAAAUGAUUGAGCACUUUGGAACUGGGAAGCUUACAAUGGCCGAGUUGCUGGAACCUGCGAUUUGCUACGGAGACGAGGGCUUUCCUGUAGGAAUAACGUGCGCUGCAGAAUGGAUGACACUUCAAUCCCGGCUUAGAAAGAUACAUGGUGGGCGGGUAUUUCUAAACCAAGAUGGUUUAACCCCAUUCCCAGGUGACGUGUGGAGGAAUGCCUCUCAGGCUGCACUUCUAAAGAGAAUUGCAUCAGAAGGUCCUUGCGCAGUCUACGAGGGAUCUGUCGCUCGAAAUAUUGUCGGUGCCGUGAAGAGCGCCGGUGGCGUUAUGACGUUGGAUGACCUCCAGUUUCACAUGAAGUCGGCGGAUUCAACCAUUUUACCAGCCAUAUCCACAACAUAUCGCGAAGUAACUGUUCACACAACUCCUCCGCCAAGCCAAGGCGCUGUGCUACUUGAAGCUCUCAAUAUUAUGGAGGGGUUCGACGUCGCAGGUCUUCAGUCAAAGCCUUCCGAGUUCCAUCAUCUUAUGCUCGAAGCAUUCAGACUGGCGCUCGCCGAUGGCCUGUUAGAUAUUUCAGAUGCACAAUUUGCGUCUAUAGGCAGAAUGAUCUGCAAGGAACACGCUAAAAAGAAACGAUCUCUCAUCAGCCAUGAAAGGGCAAUGAAGUCCUGUGCUCCAGAAGGACUUCCCAGACUGAAUCAGGCGGGUACCCUGGUCGCCGCCGCCGUGGACACUCAGGGAAAUGCUUGCUGCUUAAUCAGCAGCACGGGCACGGCGUUCGGCUGCGCCGUCGUCCCUGAACACGGCUUUCCAAUACAGGGGCGAGGCAUGGGAUUCAACACCGUGCACGGGCAUCCAAACUGCGUAGCGCCACGCAAGAAGCCGUACCACACUCUGAUGCCUGUUCUGGUGACCGACACGCGCUCCGGAAAGCUUUUGGCCGUCAUGGGAACCCAGGGGGCUGCCAUGCAACCGCUGGCAAUUCUUCAGGUACUUUUGAGUAUGAUCGACCACUGUUUAAAUCCCCAAGACGCGGUGACGAAGCGACGAAUGAAAAUUGGAUCGAUUACGGAUACGCACCCGGAUGACGCGCUUACUAUCGAGGAGGACAUGGAUGCAGCGAACAUUGAAGGCCUUAAAGAGAAAGGACACCGUGUCAAACACAUCCUUAAUGGUUGGAAGCGUUCGUACAUGGGUCAAGUAGAAGUUGUCGCUAAGGAAGAAUUGUGGAGUGGCGAGACCAAGCAAUCUGAAGAGCAGCAGGCGACUGCCGAAGUCCUGUGGUGUGGGUCGGAUCCUCGAUGUGGCGGUGGGGCUGUUGCUUACUAG